AUGCAGUAUGUUGGCAGAGCAAUUGGUUCAGUUUCCAAGACUUUGUCUUCUAUAAACCCAGCAACGCUUUCUGGUGCAAUCGAUGUUAUUGUUGUGGAACAACCAGACGGAACAUUGGCUUGCUCACCAUUUCAUGUACGUUUUGGUAAGUUCAGGAUCUUAAAACCGUCACAGAAGAAAGUUGAAGUUCUAGUUAAUGGUCAGUCCACCAACAUUCCCAUGAAAUUGGCAGAAUCAGGGGAAGCUCAUUUUGUCUUUGAAACUUCAACAGAUAUUAAUAACAUUCCUGAUGAUUUACUAGCUUCACCUUUACUUACGAAUAUUAAUAGCCCCCCUUCGUCACCAGAAUCUUCAAAUAUCACAACUCUGCAAAAUGGUCCUAAUGAUGGUACGUCUUCAAUUACAAAUCCAACCAAUAAUAAUGUUAAAAACAAGACAAAGAACAAAUUAGAAGAACCUAGUUUCUUAGAUAUUAAUGAAGAUCCAUCAGAACAAACAUCUAACGUGUUGGAUCAUUCUUCUUCCACAAAUUCCCUGUCCAAUGAUGCAGUGCAUACUGCAACCGUAUCACCAACCCCUGAUCAGAUCAACAUGUUUAAAAAAAAACUAAAUAAAACAUUGACUGAUAUUCAUAUACCAAGCAAAUUAGAUAAUAAUGGCGAUCUUUUAUUAGAUAUGGAAGGUUAUAAACCAGAUGAAGAAAUGAUGGAUUUCACAGAUGAAAAAUUGAAAACUUUAAUAAAGGAUGAAUUGGGUAACAAUUUCGAUAUCUCAAAGAUUGUGAAAGAAGAUGAAAAUGGUAAUAUUAAAAUUAUUCAACCAAAUUUAGAUGACUUAGAGAAUUUUGAUAUAAAUGAUAAUAGUAAUAGUGAUGGGGCAUUUAGUUCCAAUUCUUUCAAUAGUUUAUAUAAAGAAGAUAUUUUACGAGAUCAUCCACAAUUAGACCAUAUUGACAAUAAUAGUAAUGAUAAUGAUACUUUUGAAUUUCCAAAAACAAUUGAUACUAUUGCAGAAAGUCUAAAUUCUCAAUAUUCCGCUGAACAAGAUGAUAUCACUAUAGGAACUAAUGAUCUUGCGAAUACUACAACUAGUACCACAACAACAACAGCUACAACUGCUGCAACACCGUUAAUGAAUAACGUGGAAAAUAGAAGUGUGAACGAUAGUAAUAAUGCGAUCAAAAUUACUGAAAAUAAUCCCUCGAGCACUUUUAACGUUGAUCAAAAGAAUAUUUCUCCGAUGAAUUUUGAACCUGGGAAAAAUCAAACUCCAAAAUUAGCCAAGAAUUAUAUCAAAACUCUAAGAUUAACCAGUGAUCAAUUAAUGUGUUUAAAUUUAAAAUAUGGUGAAAAUGAUUUAACAUUUACCGUAGAUAAGGGUAAAGCCAUAGUAACCUCCAAAUUAUAUGUUUGGAGAUGGAAUGUCCCCAUUGUAAUUAGUGAUAUUGACGGUACAAUUACCAAAUCAGAUGCAUUGGGUCAUUUAAUGAACUUGGUAGGCAAAGAUUGGACCCAUGUUGGUGUAGCAAAUUUAUUUUCUGAAAUUUCUAAAAAUGGGUAUAACAUUCUAUACUUAACUGCUCGUAGUGCUGGACAGGCUGAUUCAACAAGAAAUUAUUUGAAUUCAAUUUUACAAGAUGGUGUUAAAUUACCAGCAGGACCUGUUAUCUUAUCACCAGAUAGAACCAUGGCAGCACUAAGAAGAGAGGUUAUUCUUAAAAAACCAGAAAUAUUUAAAAUUGCAUGUUUAAAUGAUAUCAGAUCAUUAUAUUUUGAAUCCAUUGGAGAAAGAAUUGAAUAUCAAUCUAACAAAGUAGAUAAUCUUGACAAUAAAAAUUCAAAUUCACCUAAUGAAAAUGAAUUCAAUUCUAACAAUUCGACGGAAUCUAUAUCUUCAGUCACGUCUCAAAAUAGAGCUGUCAUUAAAAGAUGUUUAGUGAAACGAAGCCCGUAUUAUAGUUUAUACAAUCCAUCUUCUAAAGUUAACAACGAUGAUAUGUUGACGCCAUUUUUUGCAGGAUUUGGUAAUAGAAUCACAGAUGCAUUAUCCUAUAGAACUGUGGGAGUUCCAAGUUCUAGAAUUUUCACAAUUAAUCCUGAUGGUGAAGUUCAUAUGGAAUUAUUAGAAUUAGCGGGUUAUAGAAGUUCAUAUGUCCAUAUCAACGAAUUAGUUGAUCAUUUCUUCCCACCAGUAGUGACAUUGGAAUCUGAUUUCAAUUUUAAAAGCCCUACAAGUUUUACACCUGGUUCACCUGUCUUUAAUACCACUAACAUUAAUAGUUCUAUGGAUAUGGGAGAUAUGAGUCAUAUCAAUUUGAAUAGUCCCGAGAGCAUGCACAAUAAUUCUAAUGACGAUCAUUUCAACGAUCAUCCUAAUACAUUCAUCAUUGGUUUAAAUCAAAAUGGUAUUACAAGUACCACCACAGUGGAUACAAAACCAUUCUUUAGAAAUAAUCAAGAGGAAAAAUAUACCGAUGUAAAUUUUUGGAGAGAACCAUUAAUUAAUAUUGAUGAUUUAUCUGAUUUAAGUGAUGAAUGCAACCCAGACCAACAAGAUGACAGUGGUACUAUCAAUAACAAAGAUACCGAAGAAGUACUUCGAUUAAAGAGUUCUCAAGGAGAAAAUAAGAACAAAAAUAAAAAUAAGAAGAAAAAACCAGAAUCAAUUUCCAAGAAAAAAUAUGCAGAUAUUCCUAAGCAGUCCUCCAAUAAUAGCAAUACUCCUACAAAUAAAUCGACUCAAACCAACACUGGUGGUGGAUCUAGGGCAUGGAGUUGGGGUGGCGGAAGCAAUAGGAAUAAUAAAGAUAUUUUAGAGGAGAAAUCACCAUUAAAUGAUAAAACAAUCACUACUGCCGAACAAGCCACUAGCACUCCGACUAAAGAAGAAAUUGGUAAGAAAAUUUAUUUCAAUCUGGGCUCUCCCUUGUCAUCACCAAAACUUUCAUUCAUAGGAAACCCUGAUUCGUUGACCGAAACUACCACAAUUUCUAUAGAGCAUAAAAAUUCCUCUAAUCAUAUUGAUGGUACCAACACUAUGACAAGUUUAACAGAGAAAAUGAAUCAUCUCUCGAUAGGUUCCACACAACCUGGCCUCGCCACUUCGGGAAUCUCCAAGAUUAACGUCCUGGAUGACGCACAUUACAGCGAGACAGAUUUACCUAUCUUGAAUACAGACUUACAUCAAAAAGUCACACAAUCAAACAACGAAGAAGAAGAUGACGAUGACGAAUUUGAUGAAGAUGAAUUUGAUGAAGAUGAAUUCGACGAGGAUGAUUUUAGUGACUAG
This is a messenger RNA of Henningerozyma blattae CBS 6284, 3288 nucleotides long. RefSeq names its product phosphatidate phosphatase PAH1 (gene PAH1). NCBI's taxonomy places the organism in Eukaryota, Fungi, Ascomycota, Saccharomycetes, Saccharomycetales, Saccharomycetaceae. The transcript has a single exon. Gene Ontology annotation, cellular component: nucleus. Gene Ontology annotation, biological process: triglyceride biosynthetic process; fatty acid catabolic process. Gene Ontology annotation, molecular function: phosphatidate phosphatase activity. Bases 1 to 3288 code for a protein of 1095 amino acids. The record is from RefSeq and is a predicted model, not a curated record.